This is a messenger RNA of Symbiodinium pilosum, 515 nucleotides long. The record is from the annotation of a GenBank genome assembly. NCBI's taxonomy places the organism in Eukaryota, Dinophyceae, Suessiales, Symbiodiniaceae.
AUGUUUGCUGACAGGAACCUUCAUGGUCGCCUCUUCUACAAGAGGAGACCCAAAAUGAUCCCAAACUGGAAGUUCAACACUCGGUCCAAGUGGCUGGAGGGAGCAGGAAACAGGAAAGGUGUGUGCACUAAGGUCUUCGUACAAUCUCCGAGGAAGCCUAACUCUGGACUCCGAAAAGUUGCUUUUGUCCGUCUCUCAAACGGGCGUGUGGUGAAGGCCUACAUUCCGGGCAUUGGUCACAAUUUACAGGUUCAUUCAGUCGUCAUGGUCAGGGGUGGCAAGCGUGCAGAUGUGCCCGGGUGCAGUUAUACGUGCAUGCGUGGAUUGUACGACCUUCUUCCCGUCAAGAAUCGCAAGAGUUCGCGAUCAAAGUACGGCGUCAAGCGGCCAAACUAUGAGUCCAACCGGUCUCGCUUCAAACAAAUCUAUACUGACGUUGACCGCAGACUGCAUUUCUACAGGACUGGGGAGGAGCUUGGUCCCGAGGACGACGUCAAAAAGGAACCUGGCAUCAG